AUGAUGUCUGUCGUCUCCACUGUGGAGAGCGUCCCCAGAGGUACGGGCACUUCGGCGCCGAGUCUUUAUCAGCGGAUCAGGACACAGUUAUGCAGGGAGCUGUUGGUGAGCCUGGCUCUGGGUCAGGUCCUGUCCUUGUUAAUCUGUGCCAUCAGCCUGACCAGCAAGUACCUGGCUGAUGACUUCCAUGCUAACACACCGCUCUUCCAGAGCUUUCUCAACUACAUCCUGCUGUUUCUGGUCUACACCACCACUCUGGCAGUCAGGCAAGGGGAAGGGAACCUACUGGCCAUUCUGAAGCAGCGCUGGUGGAAAUACAUGAUUCUGGGUUUGAUAGACAUCGAGGCCAAUUAUAUGGUGCUUAAAGCUUACCAACACACUACACUCUCCAGUGUACAGCUGUUGGACUGUUUCGUCAUCCCGGUGGUCCUGCUGCUGUCCUGGUUCUUCCUCCUGGUGAGGUACAAGGCUGUGCACUUUGCCGGGACAGGACUGUGUCUGCUGGGGGUCGGCUGUAUGGUGGGAGCUGACAUGUUACUAGGCCGGCAGCAAGGCCUCGGAGAGCAGAAGCUGUUUGGGGACCUUUUGGUUUUGGGAGGAGCAACACUGUACGGGAUCUCCAACGUCUGCGAGGAGUUCAUCGUGAAAAACACGAGUCGUGUGGAGUUCCUCGGCAUGAUGGGACUCUUUGGAUCCUUCUUCAGUGGCAUCCAGCUGGCCAUCAUGGAGCACAAGGAGCUGCUGAAGGUUCCCUGGGACUGGCAGAUAGGUCUUCUGUACGUUGGUUUCAGUGCCUUCAUGUUCGGCCUGUACAGCUUCAUGCCGGUGGUGAUAAAGAGAACAAGUGCCACCUCCGUCAAUCUGUCUCUGCUCACAGCCGACCUGUACAGCUUCUUCUGCGGCCUCUUCCUCUUCCACUACAAGUUCUCGGGCCUCUAUCUUUUGUCUUUCUUUAUCAUCAUCUUGGGCCUGGUCCUGUACUCCACCUCGUCUACCUAUGUGGCCCAGGACCCACGAGUCUACAAGCAAUUUAGGAACACAGGUGGCCAGCCGGCCUGCGAGCAGCCUCCGCUCAGUGCCGCAGUCCUGGAGCCCUCUGUCACCUACACCAGCCUGGGCCCUGAGGUGGGGGACGAGCUUCCUGUACGUGUCGCCUGAGAUCUGGAAGAAUUUUAGUCCGUCAGCCUGGGCGGUCAGUGAGUCAGCUGCAGCCUCCAGGUUCUGCCUACAGUUUGUAUACAGAGGAUAGUGCAGGCUGAGCUGGGCAGCUGGGGGAUCACCAGGUAGGUCAGGUUUUCAUUUUAUGGCCUGUAUUGGGGACAGACCGAGUUAAGACACAUUCAUGUGAAAGUUUUGAGUUCACUGUGUUCAAAGACUGAGUAGACUGAUCAUUCAUGUAAAUACAUGGUAAUGUAAUUUUACUGUAUUCAAUCUGCUUUCUUUUUAUAUCUGUCAAGAAUGCUUCAGACGUGUGUAUGUUCAAGUUGUAUUUAUUUAUUUCAUUUCUUAUUGUUUAUUAUCUGAUUGGAAUCCAAACUUUAUAAAUGUAUAAGUUUAUAAAUCUCAAAGCUCGAAGUGGAUGACAAGCUUAGUGAGUGAUACUGGAGUUAGUGAAUACUUACAUACUGUAGCAGUGGGGGAUCAAAGUCUUCCCACAUUUCAUUUAAUUAAUUGACCCAAUUUGUAUCACAUAACGCUGUGCUGGUAUGUACAACAUCAUUUUCUGUCAAAUGUUGUAUUUGUACUAUGUUGUUUAUCCUGUACAUACGACAUCUAUUGCACGUCUGUCCGUCCUGGGAGAGGGAUCCCUCCUCAGUUGCGCUCCCUAAGGUU
Cottoperca gobio is the source of this 1833-nucleotide messenger RNA. It is a transcript of the gene slc35f1, whose product is annotated as solute carrier family 35 member F1. Gene Ontology annotation, cellular component: membrane. Lineage: Eukaryota; Metazoa; Chordata; Actinopteri; Perciformes; Bovichtidae. The record is from RefSeq and is a predicted model, not a curated record. The transcript has 8 exons. Gene Ontology annotation, biological process: transmembrane transport. Bases 1 to 1158 code for a protein of 385 amino acids. Gene Ontology annotation, molecular function: transmembrane transporter activity.